AUUGUUGUGACCCGGGAGCGGGCCGCGGCGCCGCCAUGGCGGUGCGACAGGCUCUGGGCCGCGGCCUGCAGCUAGGUCGAGCGCUGUUGCUGCGCUUCACGGCCAAGCCAGGCCCGGCCUAUGGCUGGGGGAGAGCCGAACGGCCCGGCCCGGCGGCGGGCUGGGGCCGGGGCGAGCGCCGGGGCCCGACCGCUGGAACGGCCGCGGAUUCGCGCCGGCUCGGGCUCGGGCUCCCCGACCGCUACCGUUUCUUCCGCCAGUCGGUGGCCGGGCUAGCGGCGCGGCUCCAGCGGCAGCUCGUGCUGCGGGCCCGGGGCGGCGCGGGCCCUUGCGGCCGGGCCGUCUUCCUGGCCUUCGGGCUGGGGCUGGGCCUCAUCGAGGAGAAGCAGGCGGAGGGCCGGAGGGCGGCCUCCGCCUGUCAGGAGAUCCAGGCAAUUUUUACCCAGAAAAACAAGCAGUUGCCUGACCCCCUGGACAGUAGACGCUGGCAGGGCUUCCGGCUGGAGGAGUAUCUUAUAGGGCAGUCCAUUGGCAAGGGCUGCAGUGCUGCCGUGUACGAAGCUGCCAUGCCCUCAGUGCCCCAGAACCUGGAGGUGGCAAAGAGCAUUGGCCUCCUUCCGGGGAGAGGCCCAGAUAGCGUUCCACAAGGAGAAAACGAGGAGAGAGCUCCACAGGCCCCUGCCUUUCCCUUCGCCAUCAAGAUGAUGUGGAACAUCUCGGCAGGUUCUUCCAGCGAAGCCAUCUUUAGUACAAUGAGCCAGGAGCUAGUUCCAGCCAGUCAAGUGGCCUUAGCCGGGGAGUAUGGAGCAGUUACUUACAGAAAAUCCAAGUGCAGUCUCAAGCAACUAGUCCCUCACCCCAACAUCAUCCGGGUUUUCCGUGCCUUCACCUCGUCUGUGCCACUGCUACCAGGGGCCCUGGUUGACUACCCUGAUGUGCUGCCACCAUGUCUCCACCCUGCCGGCCUGGGCCACGGACGGACACUCUUUCUCGUUAUGAAGAACUAUCCCUGUACCCUGCGCCAGUACCUUCACGUGAAGACCCCAAGCCCCCGCCUGGCUACCAUGAUGACCUUGCAGUUAUUGGAAGGGGUGGAUCAUCUGGUUCAGCAGGGCAUCGCACACAGGGACUUAAAAUCUGACAACAUUCUCGUGGAGCUGGAUGCAGGCGGCUGCCCCUGGUUGGUGAUCACAGACUUCGGCUGCUGCCUGGCUGAUGAGAGCAUCGGCCUACAGCUGCCCUUCACCAGCUGGUAUGUAGAUCGGGGUGGAAACGGCUGCCUGAUGGCUCCUGAGGUGGCCACAGCCUGUCCUGGGCCCAGGGCAGUGAUUGACUACAGCAAAGCAGAUGCCUGGGCAGUAGGAGCAAUCGCGUAUGAAAUCUUCGGGCUCUCCAAUCCCUUUUACGGCCAGGGCAUGACCCACCUUGAAAGCCGCAGUUACCAAGAGGCCCAGCUGCCUGCACUGCCUGAGUCAGUGCCUCUGGACACGAGACAGCUGGUGAGGUCACUGCUCCAGCGAGAGGCCAGCAAGAGACCAUCUGCCCGAGUAGCUGCAAAUGUACUUCAUUUAAGCCUUUGGGGUGAACAUAUUUUGUCCCUGAAGAAUCUGAAAUUAGACAAGAUGAUUGGCUGGCUCCUCCAACAAUCGGCUGCCACUUUGUUGGCUGAUAGACUUACAGAGAAGAGCUGUGUAGAAACAAAAAUGAAGAUGUUAUUUCUGGCUAACCUGGAGUGUGAAACCCUUUGCCAGGCAGCUCUCCUCCUCUACUCCUGGAGGGCAGCCCCACUCUGCAUGUAGGUGGUGAAUUACUACAAGAACUUAAAAGCAUCUGUGUCGUGAUAGUCUCUGCAUGCCAGGGGAGGGGACUCUGAGGUGUAAGAGGGCAGGAGGCAGAAGAAAAGACAGCACAGAGAGGGCUGGUCAGCUAAAGAGAGGGCCUCUGGUUUGGCAAGUGUGGAAGGAACAACUGGAGUCAAAAGUUCAUGGUCUACUAACUCAAGCCGUGUGAUUUUCAAUGAACUGUAUAACCUGUGUGGACUAAAGUUCCCUUACCUGUAAAAUGAAGAAAUUGUUCUAAAUCAGGAGUUGGCAAACUUUCUCUGUAGGCCAGGUGGUAAAUUCUUCAGGCUGUCACAACUACUCAGUUCUUAUUAUCACAUAAAAGCAUCCUUCAAUGUGUAAAUGAACUAAUGGAGCUAUGUUCCAAUAAAACUUUAUUUUUUUUUCCUCCAUUUGAAAACAUAAAAACCAUUUUUAGCUUGCAGGCCAUACAAAAACAGGUACAGACUGGAUUGGCCCAUAGGCCACAGUUUGCCAACCAUUGGUCUAGAAGAAUUCAAAGGAUCUAAUUCUGGGAGGAAAAAAUGCCAACUGAUCAUUAGAUCCCUUUGUGUACAAUGUUAAAAAAAUAAUAAAAAGUAAUGAUUAUCCUGGUGGACAAA
Molecule: messenger RNA, 2443 nt
Organism: Choloepus didactylus (southern two-toed sloth)
Lineage: Eukaryota; Metazoa; Chordata; Mammalia; Pilosa; Megalonychidae
Gene: PINK1
Product: PTEN induced kinase 1
Exons: 8
Coding region: 36-1799 (587 amino acids)
Biological process (GO): autophagy of mitochondrion; protein phosphorylation; regulation of apoptotic process
Cellular component (GO): mitochondrion
Molecular function (GO): ATP binding; protein serine/threonine kinase activity
Source: RefSeq, a predicted model, not a curated record